Molecule: messenger RNA, 1816 nt
Organism: Alligator mississippiensis (American alligator)
Lineage: Eukaryota; Metazoa; Chordata; Crocodylia; Alligatoridae
Gene: PGLYRP2
Product: peptidoglycan recognition protein 2
Exons: 5
Coding region: 69-1601 (510 amino acids)
Biological process (GO): peptidoglycan catabolic process; defense response to Gram-positive bacterium; detection of bacterium
Molecular function (GO): zinc ion binding; peptidoglycan binding; peptidoglycan immune receptor activity
Source: RefSeq, a predicted model, not a curated record
CCAGCUGCGGGGGGAGAGAGGGGGGACUUUGCUCUGGCAUUGAUUUAUGCUGUGUCUCUGCAGGGUGGAUGCAGCUCCCUGCACCCAGAAAGGAGAAAAUGUCCCCAGCAGGGCCGUGGAUUCUGGUCACACUGCUGAGUGCCUGCACGUGGACGACAGCUAGUGAAGGCUCCCUCCCAUUCCACAUGGACUCUGUUAUCCAUGUCCUGGAGGCUGUGGAGCCUGACUUGGGUGGGCAUAUCAACCUGACAGUGCCUGACCUGGCCCGGGGCCUGGGCUGCUGUGACAGCGACUUAGAGCAGCUCCUCCUUGGGGCAGCACCAGCCAUGCCCUUGGACCUACCCUCACUCACCCAGGAGCGCAGGGCUUUCCUCAGCAGCCUCCUGGUCCCCCCUGCUCCAGCCCUGGCCCUGGCCUCCUCUGUGCAGCACGGGGUGGUGCUGGUCCCGGAUGGCACCACAGUGGCCCUGAGCCCGCUGCUGGCCGGCAUUGAUGCGGGCCUGAAGAGGCGGCGUGAGAUGCCCCUGCCUCCCACAGCACUAGGCUCAGGGCCAGGGGUGGACUUGUCCCAUGCCUCAUCAGGCCCAGAGCUGCCCCGCACCAUUGAUGCCCUCUACGCUGUGACCAUCGCCAAGGCCCUGGGGCUGGCCUUCCUGCUGACCAGGCACAACAAGAGCAAGGCAGCCAUGGGGCCAGACGGCUGCUGGGACAAUGUGGCUGAGCCCCAGAACUUCACCCUGCUAGGGAGCCCCUCAGCCCUGCCUGACGCCAUCAUCAAUGGGGCACUGGACGGGGUGGUGCUGGGUGCAUGGCUGGCAGAGCGCACAGAGCCCCCUGCCCCCGUGAGUACCCUGCUAAGGGAGUACUAUGCUGCAGGGGACCUCACUGGGCCCGGCCAGGCCCGCAGCAACUUCCGGCGCCAGAACUUUGCAGCACUGAGCCCAACCAAGGCGCUGACAGGGCAGGUAGCCAGCGCUCUCCUGCUGCUCCAGACCCUGCCGCAGACACAAGCCCUCUUCCAGGGGGUGGGCACAGAGGAGCUGCUUGGGCUCGCCCACAAGGCUGCACAGGAGUUCACAGUCACCUACCUGGAGUGCCCAGCCAUCAUCCCCCGUUGUAUGUGGGAAGCCAGACCCUACAAGGGUGAACCCCAGCAGCUCCACCUGCCACUGGGCUUUCUGUACAUCCACCAUACCUACAUACCCAGCCAGCCCUGCCGUAGCUUCCCCGAGUGCGCUGCCAACAUGCGGGCCAUGCAGCGCUUCCACCAAGAUGACCAUGGUUGGAACGACAUUGGCUACAACUUUGUGGUCGGAUCAGAUGGGUACCUGUACCAAGGCCGAGGCUGGCACUGGGUGGGUGCUCACACCAGAGGCUACAACAACAAGGGCUACGGGGUGAGCUACAUUGGGGACUACUCGACCACCCUGCCGGAACCCUUCACUCUGGCACUGGUACGCAACAGGUUCCUGCGCUGUGCUGUGGCUGGUGCCCGGCUCCAGGCCAACUACACUGUGCAUGGGCACCGGCAGAUGGGGCACACCAAAUGCCCCGGCGAUGCCCUCUUCCAGGAGAUUGAGACCUGGCAUGGCUUCAAGUGAGUCCCCUGCCAGACCAGGCUGGAGCCCAGCUGUGCUUUGGACAUACCCAGCAGGACCAAGCCCAGCCAGGCAGGAGGGAGAGGCUGUGCUGGUGGGUGCAGACAGGCACAGUGAAGCUGAGGCUGUCAGGGAUGGAGGCCAAGCCCGGUGGCUGCUGCACAUCUUUGAUCUGCCCUGGAACAUCAGGCAAUAAAGAUGGGGAUGGGGGCACAUCG